Messenger RNA from Aspergillus ibericus CBS 121593, 1709 nucleotides. Its product is annotated as DUF3431 domain-containing protein. The record is from RefSeq and is a predicted model, not a curated record. Lineage: Eukaryota; Fungi; Ascomycota; Eurotiomycetes; Eurotiales; Aspergillaceae. The transcript is spliced from 3 exons. The coding region runs from base 317 to 1363 and encodes 348 amino acids.
CACUUCUCUCCAACAACACCCUCAAUCUUGCCAGCUGUCGCAUCCCCGGCGCCAGUAACCGCCUCUGGGCCUCCGUGGUCUAUUCUUCAUUCCGCGGCCGACAUCUCCUCCCCUUCACCGCGCAAUUUCUCCCGAUACGGAGACCCUCGAACCGCCGUUCCUCUCACCGACCGUCAGCGAUCGCCCGCCGUGCAGCCAUGUUCCCUGCCCCGUCACUCUAAUUGACGCACAAUUGACUCCUGGCAUACAUCCCUCCAGCAGCAUAUGAUUACGACCUCCGACCUCCUGCCGUGUCCGCCGCCCGCCGUUGCCCGUCAUGUUAUUCUUCCGCGGCGGAGUCAACAGUCCGCGCCGGCGCAAUCAAGAAAAAGCCAUCCUCUGCACCAUCCUCAUCAUUUACGCCCUCUACUUCCUCUUUUUCGCCGGGAGCUCCGAUCCGAAACGGGCUGAAACGUCUGCUCAGGAUGUGGUCAAGGGAGGCCCGCUUCGGGACUCGCGGUCGGGGCAGGCUUCCCCGUCCGCGUCGGCCGCUGCGCAACAGCGCCAGACUCUCACCAAGGAGAUGGUGGUGGCCAGUCUAAAGGGCGACGACGUCUCAUGGCUGUACGAAUAUUUUCCCGAGUGGCAUAAGAGCGUACAUGUGGUGGAUGACAGGAAUGCCAAAUUGACGGUCGAUUUGAAUAAGGGGAGGGAAUCCAUGGUGUAUUUGACGUAUAUAAUUGACAACUACGAUAAUUUGCCCGACUCAGUCCUCUUCAUUCAUCCCGAACGAUAUCAAUGGCACAACGACGACCCUUAUUACGAUGGCGUGCCCGUCCUCCGCAACUUCCAGGUUCCCUACCUACAGAAACAAGGCUAUGUGAAUCUGCGGUGUGCUUGGGUCUUGGGAUGCCCGGCGGAAAUUCACCCGCUCACGGAUUCGCAUCGCAGCGAUGUCCACGCCGGGGAAUAUUUCAAGACCGGAUUCAUGGAGUUGUUCCCGGGGGCCGAGGUUCCCGACGAAGUGGGGGUUUCAUGUUGCGCCCAAUUUGCCGUGACGAGCUGGAAGAUCCGCGAGCGGCCAAAGAGCGACUACGUGCGGUACCGGAAGUGGCUGGCCGAGACGACACUGCCAGAUGCUCUCAGUGGACGCAUCAUGGAAUAUUCCUGGCACAUGAUUUUUGGCAAGGGCCCGGUCUACUGCCCGACGGCAGAGGAAUGCUACUGCAAAGUCUUCGGGCUGUGCGAUUUAGAUUGUCCGACUGAGGGAGAUUGCGCUGGUCGCUAUGUUCUCCCGCCAUACUCUUCUCUUCCGAAAGGGUGGCCAUACAUUGGCUGGAAGGGUCAAAAACAGGACCCGAGCAAGGGACUCCCGGAAGCUUGAUCGGAUGACAAGGAACCCCUGUGAUGUUCGAGUAUAAGUGAUGUAAUCCCGGUAUGUGGCUUGUUGGGACCGGCCAGGACCCAGCAGGACACCCCGUGAUGGAAUAUAGGUCCAUACCGAGAGCGGCAACGCGUCUGGCAGGUGGCACGGCAGCAUCGCGCACUGUCUGGCCCACUGGAAUCUGCUCGGGAAUGAGAUCAGCAGCUAUUCCACCCCGGCGCGGUUUGACAUAUCAGCAAUCUUGAAGGAUUAAUCGACAGCUGUCAUGCUGUCACUAACUGAUGUACAUGUACUAUAACCACUAUUUCAUGCCAUGUGAAGUAAUAAUCACGACUCAGAAUAUACC